Molecule: messenger RNA, 1547 nt
Organism: Sesamum indicum (sesame)
Lineage: Eukaryota; Viridiplantae; Streptophyta; Magnoliopsida; Lamiales; Pedaliaceae
Cellular component (GO): membrane
Source: RefSeq, a predicted model, not a curated record
GAGGGGAGCUGAGCUGAGCCGCAAUCCCCACCUCUUUUGAUUUCCCACUCCACUCCACCCGUUUUCCCAUUUUCCCAUAAAACCCCUCAAAUUUAUUAUCCACCAAGAAAACCAUUUAUUCUAACUAUAUAUAUGUGUGUGUGAAUGUAUAAAGCAUAAUAACAUAAAACAGGAAAAAGGUGAGAAACAUACAGAACAAUCCCCUUCAAUUCGCCGAUUAAAUCCGAAAUCUCUGCGAUUUUUGAUCGGUCGGACGGCCGGCAUCAUCUGAUGGGGGAACCAUCAUCCCUCGGUGGGGAAGUUUCCAGCCUUGUGGAGCAAGCUAAGGAGUUGCAGGAAAAAGCGGCGUCUCUCAUCUCCCGCACCUCCAGAGAAGAAGAGGCGCUCCGCCAGCGCGUUGCCUCACUUGAUUCUCGCAUCAACUCUCUCCGUACUUCCAAACACGAUGAUAAAUUGGAAGAGGAGUUGGUGAGAGCUAGGUAUGUGUUGAGUGAAGGAGAUGCGGCAGCAUUUCUUCCCAGCAAAUCUAAUGGGAGAUUUUUGAGGAUGUUUCUGGGACCGAUUAAUGUGCGGGCCAAUAGGAAAAAUGUGAAGUUGAAAGUAAAGGAGGAAUAUAACAACUUCAGAGAUAGAACAGCAUUUUUGUUCCUCUUCUUGCCAACACUUUUGCUUAUGUUGAGGUCAUGGAUUUGGGAUGGAUGUCUGCCUGCAUUGCCAGUUCAACUAUACCAGGCAUGGUUGCUGUAUCUCUACACAGGUCUGGCUUUGAGAGAGAACAUCUUGAGAGUUAAUGGAAGUGAUAUACGACCAUGGUGGAUUAAACAUCAUUACUUUGCUAUGGCUAUGGCUCUCAUUAGUCUUACUUGGGAGAUAGAGAGAGGACCUGAUUGUGCUCAGAAACAGAGAGGUGUAGAGCUGUUCCUUAAAUGGGCGAUCAUGCAAGGAGUUGCAAUGAUUCUUCAGAAUAGAUAUCAAAGACAGAGACUUUAUACACGCAUUGCGCUUGGCAAGGCAAGGAGAAUGGAUGUUGUUUGGGGAGAAACUGCAGGAGUGCAGGGUCAGUUACUGCUGCUGUGCCCAAUACUUUUCAUUUUGCAGGGUUUUGAAGCCUAUGUUGGGGUCUUGUUGCUUAAAACUGCACUUGCUGGAUUCAGUUCGGACUGGCAGGUAAUUACCUGUGGGCUUCUUCUCAUAAUCAUGGCUGUUGGAAAUUUUGUUAACACAGUGCAGACCCUCAUGACAAAGUCUAGGGUUAAGGCAAAAAUACGGAAAGGAAAGAGCAGGCAAGAAUUGAAUCAGGAAUCUGGUGAUAAAAGUUUAUGAUUAGGAAGAUGGCUCUUGUUGUGUGAGGUUGUAAUAAGGGGACAAGGACUUAUUUGCUCAAUUUUUCUCUUGAAACAUUUAGGCUGCUGAUGGGUUUCUGACGGUAAUCUUGGAUUUUAUAAGUUCAAAUAGUUAAGAUGAGUUUUAUACCUUGUAACGAAAUGUUAUUUGGAUGUCCUGACUCACAAUAUUCUUAUUUUGUGUCUUUUGGUUUGAUUUUGAUA